CAGGGACACACCGUGUUUUGCUGCAGGAAGGAACCCAGGGCAUCUGGAAAUAAUUCAAGGUGCAUUUCUCUAAGACCUUCUACACCUGCCGCCACGCAUGCAGUGAAAUGCUGCUCAGCAGCAAGCACAGCAAAAGGAAUUAGCUUCAAGGUUUUUUACUGUCUUAACUAUCAGAGUGGAAAAAACAAUCAGGAUGGCUUCGACAAGUAAAAGAAAUUCUGCAGUGACAACUCAAAAGACGUUUCUCCCCGAGGGUGGAGUCUGCAAGCACGGAUUCCUCAUCAAAUCACCACCUCUCCAGCUUUUCAACUCACAGAAUUCCUGGAAAAGGCGGUUUUUCAUCCUGUGCAAAUCCAGCAAGGGCAAUUACAUCCUGAAGUACCUAAAAGGCCAGAACAUAAAAGGCUCCAUAGCUGUUGACCAAAUCAUAAAUAUCGAAGUUGGCAUAAGCAAUUCUGAAAUUAUGGAAACGGUGAGGAAGAUGUUCAAAUGCCUUCCUGAACAGGUGAUGUCUGUCAGCACUGGAAACAGACGUUACUACCUCAUUGGGAGCAGCAGGCAGGAAACAGAGGACUGGGUCACUGCGAUAUCUUCAAUCUGCAGGGAGGCCAGAGGAGGUGGAUGCUGCCCUCAGACGCAAGAUCUUCCAAAUCCAGAAGUCAGAGGCCGACCCUCCUCUUUGCCACUAUUCUUGAAUCCCGUAGAUUCAACCAAUUUGCAGGAAAGGCAAAGCUACCAGAAGGAGGAUGGUCCCUCAGAAGACAAGAACAGGCCCAGUUCAGACCCUGGCCCUCACUGGGCUCCGAGGGGAGGUUUUCCAAGCCAGGAUGACAAUGUGGGAAAGAGUGAGGAAAAUCUGCUGUCGUCAGAUACAGAUGAAGAAGCCAAAAAGGAUGAAGAAGACUAUUACCAAACUCCCAGCAGUAUUUUAGCAAAGUGCACUUCUGAAGUAUCAAAGCCCGACCAUACAGCGGAGUCUGAUGUCUCUCUGCAAGAGAAGCCUGUGCAGAAGAACCCAGCAAAGGAGAACAUUUAUAUGUCAAUGAAAUCACUUAGGCUGCUGGAUGAGAGUUGCCAGUUGAUGUGCAGACGCAAUGAGCUCCUGUCUCCUCCCAAAUGCCAAAACAACGGCGCGUGUCCAAGAGACUUGGAAGCAAACAGAGACCUAGAACUCCCAGAAAGCAGCACCAGCCAGCAGCCAGCCCUCCAGAGAAGACAAAACUCAUUACCACUUUCGGUGGUUCAGUUGUCGAUACUUCUCGGUCAAGUUAAAGACGAGACCCAACUGCAGAAGUUGGAUAUCUCCAUCCCCCUGGCUGAUAUUAACAGUUAUCUAAAACUUACUGAAGCAGCAGGACAAAUAUGCGUGUCACAGUGGACUGGUCCUCAUCAGCUGGGAUGCUUGUUUAACCACGGAGACCAUAUAGUGGCUGUGAAUGAUCUGCAGCCCCAGGACGUGGAGGAGGCUUACUUCUUCAUCAGCAGGUCCACAAGAAAGGAGGUGAAACUUACUGUAUGUAGGAUUCCACAUUCGGGUGUCUUCCAUGUUAAAGGCUGCUCGUGUUCCUGAAAAAAGACCUCAAUGAUUAAUUUUGUUCAGAGACCUGUUCAUGCUGAAAUCUGCAUAAAGACAGAGGGAAACCCCAGUUCUGGAACUACAGAGGCUGAAAAUGGAAGAAAAGACGUUCCUUGGGAGCUCUCCUCCAAAGCUGCUAUGGGACUCCUUUGCUCUGCGCUGCCCCUUUGAGCUCAACGAAUCCUUUGCUGCCUGAGGAGUCUCUGAGGGGUGGGGUGGCUGGUCAUCAUCACACAAGGGUUAUUCCAGCUCCACGACUGUGUCAGCCUCUAGGCCUGAAUCCUAAAAUCACAGAUCAUCUCCUUCAAGAGUAUCCACUGUAGAUGUCACCCUCGACCUUUCCUGCCCAAGGCUUGCCCAAGCUCUUCUUCAGAAGUUUAAGAAAGGGAAGUCCAAACCUUCUUGUGUUGUUCAAAGACUCAUCUCUCUGUAUAAUUAGGAAGUUUUUUUCUAAUACUUAUCCUAGAUGGUCUUUUUAGACAAUGAACCUGUUUUUUUUCUUGCCCUGUUUUCAGUGGGCACGGGGAAUGCUUGAUUUCCACUGCCUCUGGAGAAAUCUUCACUCCAAAAGGUAUUUUUUUCUGCCUGUUCUUCCUUCUCUUUUUUUUUUUUUUAGACCAAACAUCCUGCAUUCUUUCAACAUUUCCUGAAAGUGGUCAUAAGUCACUGAACCAUGAGAUAAAUACCUCAUUUUCCAGUUAUGGGCAAGCAAAAGAGGUGAGAUGGCUGUAAAGCAGUUUCCUGAAACUUCAUAGAGACACAUUUCCAAAAAGAGGGGAACUAGCCAAGAAGCUGUGACCCCUACAUGGUGGUGGGAGGAGACCCACCACGGUGGCACCUGCACGUGGCAUUGCCCAUGAAGCAGAGGUUGCACAAUGCAUCCUGCACCUCUCUGCCGUGGAAGAACAUUACCUUUGGACAAAACCAGGAUUUGGGUAGAUAUAUACAGCCUGCACAGCAUAAUUCCACAACAUUUCAGAAGACUGGGGGACUCAUUCUAUACGUCGGUAAACAGUUACUGAUGUGUUACCCCAUAAUUGAUCAUUAUGUCAGUUUACACAGGGAUAAAUGCAGAUAAUUAAUGUCACAUAUUGGCUGAUUCAUAACACUUAGACAAAUACAAUAUGGAAUUGACAUCGGUACAGUAAAUUCUGGUGGGGUGUGUGAAGUUGUCUGCCCACAUACGAUUAAUAAAUGCCUUAACACUUUA
Molecule: messenger RNA, 2786 nt
Organism: Calidris pugnax (ruff)
Lineage: Eukaryota; Metazoa; Chordata; Aves; Charadriiformes; Scolopacidae
Gene: PLEKHS1
Product: pleckstrin homology domain containing S1
Exons: 15
Coding region: 194-1570 (458 amino acids)
Source: RefSeq, a predicted model, not a curated record